GUGUAUACAUAUUCUUUUUAUUUUACAGAUCUUUAAGUGAUCUGAUGAGAGAAGAUAAAAGUGACCGCAAUUCCAAAAGGAGUCGAGAUCCUCAACUUUCUGAACGAGACAGAAAAACGGCUGUUCGACGCUCGUCUUCCAGAACUCGUGAAUUACGUAGUAAGAAAACGUCGCGUCAUGAGGAUGAACGCAAACGGGCAAUAAGUGGCAGAGGUGAAAAAGAAACUGGCCGCGAUAGCACACGCAACAGACAAGAUGGUAGACGGAAACGAAGCCCGAGUCCCAAUAUGGCAUCUACUCGUGGUGGAAGAACGCGUGUUGAUAACAAUGGACGUUCUAAGCGUGACGCUCCUGAGGCAAAGAAGGAGCGAAAAGAAGCCGAAAAACGAGAUCUGGUUCGUGGUACGGAUUUGUCACAAUUUUCUUUUGGUGGUAAUGAAGUUCAACAAUAUGAUAGUGCAAUAGCAAAUGGAGGGUUUGGUAGUAUUGACUUUCAAUCGGGCUUUGCAAAUUCGGGGUUUUCAAAUACAAAUUUCGCGGAUUCAGGAUUUCGUAAAAAUGCUGGAAGGGAUGAAUUUAACCGUGGUGGCAAUCAAUAUAAGCCCAGGAUACUUGCUCCAAAUAAUGGUGGAAGAGAAGGCAAUAAAGAAAUUCCUGCAGAUGCUCCCAAGUUUACUGUCAACGAACUUUCCGCAGAAUCCAUUAAACGAGAACAUACGCAGAAAGGCACAAAUCAAAGACGAUUUUUACCUAAUCAUGGCACUUUUGGAAUGAAACGUCAAUAUGCUGGUAUAAGAAGCGCCGCUACAUUUACUGGUGCACCGAGAAUGCAACAACAAAAACAUGAUGGUUCAAAUCCUACUGCUAGAACCAUUCAACCUAUUGAAAAGGUGGAAAGAAGCAAAUCUGAAACUGAACAGGCUCUUGUGCCUCGUGGAAGGAAUUACUUCAUUCAUGAUCAUCGUGAUACAGCGUUUGUCAAUCAACGCAAUCAAAACAAUAUUCGCUUUGGACAACAAGGUUUGACUUAUUAAUGGGACCGUCCAAAACAUGCAAGGUUGGGAGUUGGAGUCCCUUUUCAUGGUACGUCCUCAAAAUGCUGAGGAAAGGACAAGAAAAAGGAAAGGAUCUCCAGCUCUAAACUUGCAUGUUUUGGACAGCCUUGUUAAAAUAUUAUUUUAAUUUUUUAGGAAGAGGAAGACCAGCUCCAACUGGAUGGCGUAAUUUUGGUGAUAGAGAAGGAAAUGUUGACGAGGCUAGUUUUGCAAUUCAAAGUUAUGGGAGAGGUGGUGGGGGUGUCGGAGCGC
This is a messenger RNA of Meloidogyne enterolobii, 1307 nucleotides long. The record is from the annotation of a GenBank genome assembly. NCBI's taxonomy places the organism in Eukaryota, Metazoa, Nematoda, Chromadorea, Rhabditida, Meloidogynidae.